AUGUCGCCCUCCAGAUCUGAGAUAAUAAGCAGCCACCCGAUCGGGGGCCGGCUAGAUGAGUACUACAAUCUAUAUAACAUCUGUCAGCCACUAUUUGAGCCUACGUCGACAGAUGAAAGCGCGCGCAGCCCGAACAUUAAGACGAGGGCGUUCAAUUUUCUCAUUACCUUUACAACCCUUCCUGCUUGCCAUCAGCUGAUUUCUCCCAGGGGAUCUGGUGCUCUUUACUUGGAAGUCCUACGGCUUGCAGCCAACUUUGAAAUUGAGCUUCUUUUACCUCUGUUGAAAGCAGUCCACGACAAAGAACCUGAUGAAAUCAUAUGGGAUAAGGUCUACGAGGUCGUCACUGAAUCAACUCCCACCCCCCGUCCGUUGCACUCUUUCCAGACGCCCUUGACUCGAAAUACAGGCAGCGUCGUCAACUCGAGCGAGCUCCGAACCGACAUGGACCCCGUGCUAAGGGAGGAGCUGGGCCCGCUACACAUUGAUGCAAACGCGCAGGCGGUCUUUGAGAGGUGUAAGGAGGGAGAGGAACCGAUGUUCCGCCAGGGAACUGGCUGGAGCGGAUGGCCUGAGGGUGCAAAUGAGGCGCCUGUGCUGGCCUGGCUGACAAAGGUUAUCGACAAGGUCAUACAAUUCUUCGAGGAACACGCGUCCGACGAGAUAGUUCGAAGAAGGCCCCUAGCGCAGCCUCAUAAGCCGCUGAAGGGCUCUACGGCUAAGCGGAUGCUGGAUAUCGGCUUCAUGGAUGGGACAGACCCCCUCAAGGAUGGCAAGUACUCCUGGUCGCAGAUACUCGUUCCCGGAGAGCUGAAGAACGACCCGGACUACGAAACCCAGUCCAGGCUCGACCUGGGGAGAUACGUGAGAGAGGUGCUGGCCGCGCAGGACUCCCGGCUCUUUGUGCCAGGCUUUACGCUUUGCGGGUCGCUCAUGAGGCUGUGGCAUUUCGACCGCUCGGGAGGGAUCGCGUCGGAGCGGUUCGACAUUCAUGAGGAAGGCCUUCAAUUUGUCUCGGUCAUGCUCAGGUAUCUGCUGAUGACCGAGGGAGAUCUUGGAUUCGAUCCGAUGAUCGUCACCAACGCCGAUGGCUCGCGGUACUUUACAAUUGAACGGGACGGCGAGGAGGAGCGUCUCAUCAUUGAUGAGGUGAUAAAGCGUGCGCACUGCAUCGCCGGACGAGCCACAACAUGCUGGAAGGUACACCGCGAUGGAGACGAAUCCCGAACACCCCUAGUGGUCAAGGGCUCAUGGCAGUACCCUGAGCGCGACGAGGAAGGGAAGUUGCUGCGUGAGGCUAUGGAGAAGGGGGUGGUCAAUGUCGCGAGAUAUCAUCAUCAUGCAACGGUCCAUGUCGGGGGUCGAAACUACGACAUCCGUGACGGGGUGAGGAGGGGACUGGACAUCACGACGGCAAGCAACUACAAACCAGCCGGCUCCAGACCUCCGCUAAGCAGGAGCGGAUCCCGCAAGGGGAAAAGCAGCCGGGCAGCCAGCCGCAAACGGUCCUCUACCUGUGUCGAGCCGUCGCUGCCUCCCAGUAAACGCCCCCAGUCCCACCCUCCGUCGCUCCCCAACCGUGUCUACCGCCACGUCGUAGUCAAAGAUUACGGAAAACCAAUCUACUGGGCGAGCUCGAGGGUUGCCUUACUGAGCGGGCUGAAAGGAUGUAUUGAAGGAUACGAGUCUCUCCACCAGGCUGGCAUGCUACAGUGUGACAUAUCGCCCAAUAAUCUCAUGAUCAAUGAGGACACAGGAAACUCGUCCUGGAAGGCGUUCAUCAUCGAUCUGGACCUUGCCAUCAAAGAAAACCAGGAAGAUGCUUCAGGGGCGCGAGGCAAGACCGGCACGCGAGCGUUUAUGGCGAUCGGAGUUCUUCUGGACGAACAACAUUCCUUCAUGCACGAUCUCGAAUCAUUCUUUUGGGUCUUGUUCUGGAUAUGCAUCCACUACGAAGGCCCUGGGAAAGGCCGAGUUGUUAAACGCUUCGACAAGUGGAACUUUAUGGAUACGGAGGAGCUGGCCAAGCAGAAGUUAGGAACUGUGGCUAAGGAGUCUAUCUUUAUGAAAACUGUUUCGGACAACUUCACACCUUAUUAUGAAUCACUGACUCCCCAUAUUAAUAAACUACGGAGGGAGAUAUUUCCGGCGGAUAAACCGUGGGAGAAAGAAGAUAGACGAUUGUAUUAUAGGAUGAAGAAGGUCCUACAGGAUGCCCGAGAAGACUCAGUGGUGCUUGAGAAAUCAUGA
Messenger RNA from Ophidiomyces ophidiicola, 2250 nucleotides. RefSeq lists its product as uncharacterized. The record is from RefSeq and is a predicted model, not a curated record. The coding region runs from base 1 to 2250 and encodes 749 amino acids. The transcript has 2 exons. NCBI's taxonomy places the organism in Eukaryota, Fungi, Ascomycota, Eurotiomycetes, Onygenales, Onygenaceae.